AAGUCUAUAGAUUGAUGAUGCUCGAUGUUUUUUCCAGCAUCUUCAUCCUUUUUAUGAAAAAAAGACCGGUUCCAGAAGCUGCAGCUUUGAGAAAUGAAGGGUCAAGUGGUAUGGCUUACUGGGUUCUUGUUUUUACAUUUAAUGGCGGCUAUGGCAGAAGAAACCCAGAAUCUGAAAACAAAAACCUACCCGUUUGGGCCAUUUGACAGUUCCUACUACGACAGUUUCGCCGUCAUAAAGCCAGCCACAAUCAGCAACGAUGCCCUUCAAAUCACCCCUGAUUCCGUCGGAAACUUCAGCCUCAACGACAGGUCCGGCAGAAUCUUCUUCAAUCAAACAUUCAAGCUUUGGGAUGGAGAUUCCAAAACGAAAACAGUUCGCAAGGUAGCUUCGUUCAAUACGUCUUUUCUUAUCAAUGUCUUUCGAGUUAAUAACUCGGUUCCCGGAGAAGGUGUCACUUUCCUCGUUGCCUCAAACGCCGCCAUUCCUCCCGGCAGUUUCGGACAGUAUCUAGGACUGACGAACUCAUCGACCGAUGGUCUUUCCUCCAACAACCUCGUGGCCGUCGAACUCGAUACUUUUAAACAGGACUUUGAUCCGGAUGACAACCAUAUUGGUCUAAACAUCAACAGCGUUCGGUCUAAAAAGACAGUGUCUUUGUCCGAUUUCGGCAUCGAAAUUGCUCCCAAUGGCACCAAGUUUCACGUUGUGUGGGUUGAAUAUAAUGGCUUGAACAAGUCGAUACAAGUUUACAUAGCCGAGCAGGAUCAGGUUUCUUCCCCGACACCUCCCAAACCAUCCAAGCCGGUUCUUAGCGCUGAUCUUGAUCUCAGCAGCGUUGUCGAACAAUACUCGUAUUUCGGCUUUUCGGGAUCAACAGGCAGCCAUGUUCAGCUCAACUGUGUACUGAGAUGGAACUUGACUGUCGAAAUACUUCCUGGUGGGAACAAAGGAUCAAAUUCGUUCAAGAUUGGGAUUGCAGUUGGUGUCCCAGUAGUUGUUCUUGUCCUUCUCGGAGCAUUAAUUUAUUAUCGGUACAAGAAACGGAAGACCAGAUCUGAUCCUAACAUACUAGGAGCACUCAAGAGUCUUCCCGGGACUCCCAGGGAGUUCAAGUUUAGGGAUCUGAAAAAGGCCACCAACAACUUUGAUGACAAGCACAAGCUCGGUCAAGGCGGAUUCGGGGUCGUCUAUAAAGGGUCGCUGCCGAAGGAGAAUCUUGAAAUCGCGGUGAAGAAGUUUUCCGGUGACAUUAAGGGAAAAGAUGAUUUCUUGGCUGAGCUUACCAUCAUCAAUCGGUUGCGCCACAAGCAUCUUGUCCCCUUGUUAGGAUGGUGUCACAAGAACGGCAUGCUGCUUUUAGUUUAUGAUUACAUGCCGAAUGGGAGCUUAGACGCUCAUAUAUUUUGUGGCCCGGAGAAGACUACACUUGAUUGGAGUUUAAGGUACAAGAUCGUAUCUGGAGUAGCCUCUGCUCUACACUACCUUCACAACGAAUAUGACCAAAAAGUGGUGCACCGGGACCUUAAGGCUAGCAACAUUAUGCUCGACUCCAACUUCAAUGCCCGGUUAGGUGAUUUCGGGUUGGCUCGAGCCAUUGAAAACGAGAAGACAUCUUACGCGGAGCUCGAAGGAGUGCCGGGCACCAUGGGGUACAUUGCCCCCGAGUGUUUCCACACCGCAAAGGCCACCAGGGAGUCGGAUGUUUACGGAUUCGGUGCGGUUUUGCUAGAAGUGGUGUGCGGGAAACGUCCGUGGACUAAGAUAGGUGAGUUCCUACUACUGGUAGAUUGGGUCUGGUGUCUGCACAGAGAAGGGAAGAUAUUCGAGGCAGUCGAUGAGAGGCUAGGCGGCAACUAUGUAGUCGAAGAAGCCGAGAGAUUGUUGUUACUUGGCCUUGCAUGUUCGCAUCCUAUUGCAAGUGAAAGGCCUAAAACACAGGCAAUCCUUCAGAUUCUAUCAGUGUCCAUGGCAGUGCCCCACGUUCCACCUUUCAAACCGGCAUUUGUUUGGACUUCAAUGCCCGGACCGGACAGUUUCAGCAUCACCUCGAGCUUCACUAACACCGCCGAUAUCACUCCGGUGUCAUCAGGAUGGACUCCACAUUAUUUUAGCAGAGAUGCUCAAGGUGAAUUAAGUGAUGGGAGUGCUCUCAUAUGAAAACAAAUAGAUGGACCUUACAUUCAACAUUUAUGCUUUAUAAAUGGGAUAGUCCCUUUUCCUUUUACUGUUUUAAACUUUUUUUUCCUUUUUACUGCUUUGCUG
Messenger RNA from Hibiscus syriacus, 2265 nucleotides. RefSeq names its product probable L-type lectin-domain containing receptor kinase S.5. Gene Ontology annotation, molecular function: carbohydrate binding; protein kinase activity; ATP binding. Gene Ontology annotation, cellular component: plasma membrane. The coding region runs from base 94 to 2160 and encodes 688 amino acids. Lineage: Eukaryota; Viridiplantae; Streptophyta; Magnoliopsida; Malvales; Malvaceae. Gene Ontology annotation, biological process: protein phosphorylation. The record is from RefSeq and is a predicted model, not a curated record. The transcript has 2 exons.